CUUUUAUUAUCAUUCAAUUCAACAUUGAUAAAUGCCAACAAGAAAUACUCAAAUUUUAAAAUUACUAUUAUGAAAUUCUCAUAAAUACUGUGAGUCAUUUAUGUGAAGCUAUAAUUGAAAGAAUUAGUAUAAGUACAAAAUGACUAAAUAGAUGCCUCCAGUCAAGAACAUAACAAAAUUGAAUUUCGUCCUUUGCAUUUGUAAUUUCUUAUCAUUAUUAUUUUAUUUAUUGUCUUCCAACUGUACCCGAAACAACAGAAACUCGGAUCCAAGUAAAUCCGAAAUUUCCUAACCAACAACAACCAGUCAGACCAUCACUCCUCCAAAUCACUCUCAUCAACGACUAGUAGGGGGCUCCAACGACCUCCAAUCUUCGAAAUAUAACUCGCUUCUUCCUCUCCUCCUUCAAGGAGACAAUCAAAACCCUCCAAUUUACAUAAAUGUCGUCCGAUUCAAGCUCCUCCUGCGGCGACGAUCCCAGUCCUAACCCUAAGCCUCUCGAGACCCAAUUCGGAUCGGUUACUAUUCAAGAAUCCAAUAACAUCGUUGAGAACGACGACGCUGGAAACGAUGAAGAAGCGGUUAAUGGAUCAGUGAACGAGAACGGUUGUCGCGAAGAAGAUAGUGACGUUCAAAUUCAAGCUCAAGAAGACAUAAUAGAGCUCGAAGAAAGCGGCAUUAGGAGAAACAAUUCGGAGGUGGAAGUGGAUUUACCGUCAAGCCCUAGCAGUAGCGGGUACGCCGGUGAGAGAGGCAGUAGUAGUGCCUCUAGUGCUUCCAGAAUUGGCGAUGCGAGUGAAGAUGAUCAAAUUCAGGAAAUUACGAAUGAUAAUACCGUCUUGGACUCACAAACAGCCUGGACGCCUGGGAAGCGACAUGUCGAUGAGGAUGAUGCUUCCAUUUCAUGGAGGAAAAGGAAGAAGCAUUUUUUUAUAUUGAGUAAUUCCGGGAAACCAAUAUAUUCCAGAUAUGGUGAUGAGCACAAGCUAGCAGGGUUUUCAGCAACAUUGCAAGCCAUCAUUUCCUUUGUGGAGAAUGGGGGGGAUCGUGUCAGAUUGGUUAGGGCAGGAAAGCACCAGGUAGUCUUUCUUGUGAAAGGACCAAUUUACUUAGUUUGCAUCAGCUGUACAGAAGAACCAUAUGAAUCACUAAGGGGGCAACUGGAGCUUAUCUAUGGUCAGAUGAUACUCAUUUUAACAAAGUCAGUGAAUAGAUGUUUCGAGAAGAAUCCGAAGUUUGAUAUGACACCCUUGCUUGGAGGAACGGAUGUUGUAUUUUCAUCUCUCAUACAUUCAUUUAGUUGGAAUUCAGCCACAUUUCUUCAUGCAUACACCUGUCUUCCACUAGCUUAUGCAACAAGGCAAGCUGCAGGAGCUAUAUUGCAAGAUGUUGCUGAUUCAGGUGUCCUCUUUGCAAUAUUAAUGUGCAAACACAAGGUUGUCAGUCUAGUUGGUGCUCAAAAAGCUUCUCUUCAUCCUGAUGACAUGUUGCUGCUUUCCAACUUUAUCAUGUCAUCAGAAUCAUUUAGAACAUCUGAGUCUUUCUCACCAAUUUGCCUGCCAAGAUACAAUCCCAUGGCAUUUUUGUAUGCUUAUGUCCAUUAUCUUGAUGUCGACACAUACUUGAUGCUGCUUACUACUAGUUCAGAUGCAUUUUAUCAUCUCAAGGAUUGCAGGAUUCGUAUUGAAACGGUUCUUCUGAAGUCCAAUGUUCUUAGUGAAGUUCAGAGAUCAAUGUUAGAUGGUGGGAUGCGUGUUGAGGAUCUGCCUGGUGAUCCAUUGCCUCGUUCUGGGACUGCUUCUCCCCAUUUAGGACAAUAUAAAUUACCAACUGAUUCUCCUGAGAGAUUCAGGGAAUCAUAUGUUGGCAUUGGUGGUCCUGCUGGGCUUUGGCAUUUUAUGUACCGCAGUAUAUAUCUGGAUCAAUAUGUAUCUUCCGAGUUUUCAUCACCGAUUAACAGUCCGCAACAGCAGAAAAGAUUGUAUAGAGCUUACCAAAAGCUUUAUACUUCCAUGCAUGAUAAGGCGAAUGGUCCACACAAGACUCAGUUUAGAAGAGAUGAGAAUUAUGUUCUACUCUGUUGGGUCACCCCAGAUUUUGAACUAUAUGCAGCAUUUGAUCCCCUAGCAGACAAGGCUAUGGCAAUAAAGACUUGCAACAGGGUUUGUCAAUGGGUGAAAGAUGUUGAAAAUGAGAUAUUUUUGUUGGGAGCAAGCCCUUUUUCAUGGUGAUAUCCCAAAAUAUUUUUGCAACACUGCAUGUAUACUAGUUUCGUUUAUUUUAUAGAAGUCUCACAAGUUUCCUCCCUACUCACUGUGAAUUUGCACAUGCUAACAGUUUAGCACCAACUUGGUCUGUUUUCCUUCCGAAAGGUUUGCUAUACUUGCGUGUUCUUGUUGUUGCCUCAAAAUUGUAAGAUCAGCCAUUUAAUUAAAACAACAAUUUCUAUGUACUAGUUCUUUUUCUUUCCCACAUAUAAGCGAGCUUCUGAUUAUGGUAGAUACCGGGAUCUAUGUAUUAGAGCAUAGAAACUAACCAUUGGAUUCUAUUAUUCUGUAAUGUAUUAUUUCACAUAGUACUAUUGUCUGUUCUUAGCAUUUAGUAAUUGUUGGUCAAAAGUUAAUUACACGAAUGGGAAGUUUACAUCUUCUGUGA
Ricinus communis (castor bean) is the source of this 2655-nucleotide messenger RNA. Its product is annotated as vacuolar fusion protein MON1 homolog. Gene Ontology annotation, biological process: protein targeting to vacuole; vesicle-mediated transport. The record is from RefSeq and is a predicted model, not a curated record. Lineage: Eukaryota; Viridiplantae; Streptophyta; Magnoliopsida; Malpighiales; Euphorbiaceae. The transcript is spliced from 14 exons. The coding region runs from base 441 to 2231 and encodes 596 amino acids.